CUAUAAAGUGCAAGCAAAGAAAAGUUUCCCUACCGUCUGGGUUUUAUUUAUCAGAUGUUUCCAAUUCUGGAAGGGAACUUUUGGCGCAGGGACUUCAACAAAUCAAGGAUGUUAAGGUCAAGCCUAACCCCUGACACAUUUCCUUUCAGCCACUGAAAGGGAAGGUCUGCGGGAGCCAAGAUAUUGUUGUGAUGUGAGCUGUGAAGAAAAGGAGUCGCCUCGACGCCACAUCCCCGCCAUCCAGACUUCGUUGGUGCUUGCGAAUGCCACUGUGGAGAGGCGAGGCAAGAUGAAGGGCCUGGUGCUUGCCUCUCUCGUUCUCCUGCAACCUCUCUCCGUGCCAGGGGGCCCCACUGCCGCCGUGCACCCCCAGAGCGAACACGCCUGGUGCCACCCUUCGGGGUCCUGCUACAGCGUCCACGUGGGCAGCCUGAGCUUUCCCCGUGCCCAGGACGCUUGCGCAGCGUACGGCGGGCGCCUGAGCACGGCGAGCGGCCGGGUGGAAGUGCAGGCCAUCGUGUCUCUGCUGAGAGGGGUCGCCCGCGGCUGGUCCGGCGCUUCCUUGUUUUGGCUGGGCCUGGUGAGGAAGGCUCAGCAGUGCACCAUGGAGGAGCUGCCGCUGCGGGGUUUCUCCUGGGCCGCUGCCGGAGGACUUGUUGCGGAGGCGAGGAACGAGAGCGCGGCGGAGGGAAGCCUCUCGUGGGUAAAGGAGCCCAGCAAGUCGUGCACCACGCAGAAGUGCGCCGGCCUGCAUGUGACUUGGGGCGAGCCUCGCGCCGCCGAGUCGUGGGGCCUCGCGGAGCACGCCUGCGCCAAAGCGAACGCGGGAUACGUGUGCAAGUACAGCUACGCGGGCGCGUGUUCCGCGCCGAGCGCGCCUGGCGCUGGAAGCCACUUGCACUACGCGCUCCCUUUCCGCAUCCAAAGCGCCGCCGUGGAGUUCGGCCCGCCUGGCACGGUGCUCACCCUGAGGUGCCCCGGGCGGGUGGCGCGCUUCACCUGCCGCCUCUCGCCCGACGGCUACCGCUGGGAAGGCACCGAGCGCGGCAUCUGCUCCUGCCCCAGCGGCUACUGGAACCCGAGCGAGGGAGCGUGCGUCGAGCUCGCCGACUGCUUCAGCGCCCGGGGCGCCUUCCUGUGCCUGUGCGCCUGGGGCGCUCGCUUGGCGGCCGACGAAAAGGCCUGCGUGCCGCCGGCGGGAACUGAAACGCCGCCGUCGCCUGCACUGUCUCCCUCCCCGAACGGCUCUUCGGACGGCCUGCCUGGCCGGAAUGACUCCCUGGCGGCGACCUUGCCCUCCGAGGUGGGCAACAGCAGCAGCGCCCCCGGAGCCGUGUCUUCCAACUACCUCUUCAUCCUGAUCACGGUGGCUGUGGUUAUGCUGGUGAUCCUGGUCAUGGCCGCGCUGCAGAUCUUCCAGGCCUGCUUCAGGCUUUGCUGCUCCAAGGGGUCUCAGACCAAGAAGGACGGAGCUCCGGCUACGACGGCCACGACCGCAGAUGGCGACCCCGAGGCCUCGGCCACACGCACGGAUUCGGAUCAUUCCCUGGGGCCCAGUAAGGCAGAGUCUGCCGAGGUUUCUCAGGAUGAACCCAAGCCUGUGGCGGGGCAGGUGGAGCAGGAACAACCAUGAGGGGACUGAGGCUGUAUUUGAAGGAGGCAAUGGAUGUGCAUUCACUGAAGGCGCUUUUAUUAGGACAGGAAUGGGGAGCCUAUGGCCCUCCAAAGGUUGUUGGACAACAACUCCUAUCUUCCUUAUCAGCUGGCCAUUCUUUCUCAGCUAAAGUGCUAAGUAACUCCACAGAGUGCUGCAAGAGACAAGUCUCAUUAAGAUUUGCCAAGCUGCUUGUAGAACAGUGUGAUCCUAUGCAAACUUACUUGGGAGAAAGUCACAUUGACUUCAGUAGAAUUUUCUCCCAGGUGUGCAUGCAAGAUGGCAGCGAAUGGUGUCUUAUGGUAAAGGUGAGGGCCCUGUGGGACUCCC
Molecule: messenger RNA, 1984 nt
Organism: Lacerta agilis (Sand lizard)
Lineage: Eukaryota; Metazoa; Chordata; Lepidosauria; Squamata; Lacertidae
Gene: CLEC14A
Product: C-type lectin domain containing 14A
Exons: 1
Coding region: 290-1633 (447 amino acids)
Biological process (GO): cell migration
Cellular component (GO): external side of plasma membrane; extracellular matrix
Molecular function (GO): extracellular matrix protein binding; extracellular matrix binding
Source: RefSeq, a predicted model, not a curated record